UUCUAAGUGUUAAGAUAUCGACAAUCAAAAUUAAAUAGGAAACGUGAAUAAUAGAGAAUCAAAAUAGAAAUUUAUGUGGUUUAUUAAUAGUGUAUUGGCUACGUCCAUGAACAGAAAGAGAGAGCAGUUUUAUUAUUAAAAAGAAAAAUAUUAGAUCUCAGUUUAUAAGGUGCCUCUAGAAUUAGAGAAAUUAUAUGGUACAUUCCUCCAAUCCCUAGGAUUAAAAUCGUAAGUAAUGUAAAUAACAUAAUUAUGAAUUUAAUUUAGCGAGAUUCCAUACUUGAUUAUUUGGAGCGAUAAAUAAAAAAUUCAAGACAUUAAGAUUACGAAGAAAGCAGAAACAGAUUACAGAAGCCAUGGUGGUGGUCAACCAGCAAAGGCAAGUUGAUGAUGGAAGCAUGCAGUUGGUGUACAAUAUAAGGUCAGCAAGCAUUAACUAUGGCCUAGAAAUUAUUCAAUUGUCCAUUACCAAACAUCAUGGUUCGUAGGACCAUUUAUCAAAGCAAGCCACUUUUUCACUUUAUUUAUUUAUUUUAUAUCAUUGAAAGAGAUUCAUUCUGCAACAUUCACAUCUAUUUUUAGAUUACAACCUACUGAUUGUUUUCAGAUUAAUCAGCAGCCUACUGAUGUAUCUAAUCCACAGUUUAAUUAGAAUGAUCAACACCUAUCGAAGUCAUAUUUUAUGUGUUUUUAGAUGAGGCUUAUCUUGAUGUUUUUGAAGAAAAGUGAAGAGAAGUUGGAAAUUCUAUAUUGGUCCCCAUGAUAAGGAUGGAAAUGUUAAAAAUUAAUUGUUUUAGGCUAUUUUGACAAGGACCCACUUUUCAAUUCUUGUUCCUUCUCUCUCUCUCUCUUCUUUGGUAUUGGAGACAUGAGUGUAUUUGUUUAAUGUUUUUCAUUUUUUUCUUUGUUACUCUUAAAAGUUGUUAAGUUUAGAAAGAAAUAAAUAAAAGAGAUCAGUAAGUUCUAAAAAUUGUCUCUGUCACUUUGCUCUCUAAAAGCUAGAUAUCAAGUUGAUUUUAUAAUUUACAAAGGAUUAGAAAAGAAUCUUUUCAACUAAAGAGUUUUUUAUCCAUGUGGUUAAAGCUAUGGAAAUAAGGGUCACACUUUUCACUUUGAGAGGAGCAAAAGAAUUUCUUUGGUUUUUUCACCUCUUCUGUUUGACUUAACCAAAGGGAAAAAAUAAAUGUUGACAUAACAAUGUGGUUGCAGGCCCAUGAUACAAGAGAAUCUAUCCUAACUUUCUUUCUUUUUCCUUUGUGGUUAUGAGAGCAAGAAUGUCUUUUCCUUUGUAUACUUCCAACCCACUAAAACACAUUCUUGUCAUUUUCAUUCUAAUAUCAAUUCUCAUUGUUAUCGAGAGCAAAAGAGAGAGAGAGAGCUAAGAAUGGAAGAGGAGUUUCAAGGGAGACCAACAGAGUUGCAACUGCAAUGUUGCAGUGCAAGGAUCAUGUCCCCAGAGAUCGUCGAGAUCGGAGAGGAAAGUAAGAGUAUUAUUAGUAGCAGAGACAGUGGCGCAACCGACGUCUAUGUCGCCGUUGGUAAAGAUGAUAUAGAUGUGCUUAAAUGGGCCCUUAAUCAUGCUGUCACACCUGGUUGUUGUGUCUUUCUUGUCCAUGUUUUUCCUCCUCUCACCUACAUCCCUACACCAGUUGGAAGAUUAGCAAGGAGCCAACUGAGCCAAGAACAAUUAAGAGUGUAUAUCAAUGAAGAAAACAACAGAAGGAGAAAUUUGUUGCAGAAAUACAUCCGCUUAUGCACUGAUGCCAAGGUGACAGUGGACACAUUGCUUCUAGAGAGCAACACAACAGCCAAAGCAAUCCUUCAACUAAUUCCAGUGCUCAAUAUUACAAAUUUGGUCAUAGGGACUAAAAAGCCACUUUCCACAAGGCUAUUAGGGAAAAGAAUGACAAAAGGAGAGUUUGUGAAAAAGAAUGCACCAGAAUUUUGUGAGGUUACCAUUGUUUAUGAAGGCAAAAAAGUGGAUGAGCGUCAACAGGAAAUGGGGUUGCUUUCUUCUUCGCAAGAUUCCGAUUGCGGGCGGCGGCGGCGCUCCGGAAAGAACUUGUUCGAGUGGGUUUGCUUGUCGAGAAGGUCGGGUUGCGAUUGAUGGGUUGUGCUUUGUUAGUGCAAUGAACAACACAACAAGAAGAGGAUCACCAUUUUUACUUAAUUUUUGGCUUGUUUGAAUAAACCGGUUGACAUUGUGAUGAAAGGAUACAGAAAAAUACCAUAUCAGCUAGUUUGUAAGUUAGCGGCAACAGCAUUUGAAAUGAAAACGAAUUAUUAUGCAUAGAAA
Molecule: messenger RNA, 2296 nt
Organism: Benincasa hispida (wax gourd)
Lineage: Eukaryota; Viridiplantae; Streptophyta; Magnoliopsida; Cucurbitales; Cucurbitaceae
Product: U-box domain-containing protein 33-like
Source: RefSeq, a predicted model, not a curated record